This is a messenger RNA of Talaromyces atroroseus, 1548 nucleotides long. Its product is annotated as Aspartyl aminopeptidase. Bases 1 to 1548 code for a protein of 515 amino acids. The transcript has 6 exons. Gene Ontology annotation, biological process: proteolysis. Gene Ontology annotation, molecular function: zinc ion binding; metalloaminopeptidase activity. NCBI's taxonomy places the organism in Eukaryota, Fungi, Ascomycota, Eurotiomycetes, Eurotiales, Trichocomaceae. The record is from RefSeq and is a predicted model, not a curated record. Gene Ontology annotation, cellular component: fungal-type vacuole.
AUGAGAGACUUUGCGCGCAUCUCGUCGCAUCUCCAACCUUCUGUCGCCAACUCGUUGCAUUUGUCGCUGCGCUACUCCACCAUGGUCAAGGUCAACCACAAGCAGGCUGCUUUGGACUUUCUGUCCUUUGUCAACGCCUCUCCGACUCCUUUCCAUGCCGUCAAGUCUAGUAAGGAAUUGCUCGCUGCUGCUGGCUUUGAACAGAUUCGAGAAAAAGAUCCGUGGGCAUCAAGUCUCCAGCCCGGCGGAAAGUACUAUCUUACUCGCAAUGGGUCUACCCUAAUUGCGUUUGCCAUUGGCAAGAAAUGGAAGCCUGGCAACUCUGUCGCCAUGAUUGGAGCCCACACCGACUCGCCUGUUCUCAGGAUCAAGCCUGUCAGUAAAAAACAGGGUGAAGGGUUCCUCCAAGUCGGAGUUGAGACAUACGGAGGCGGCAUUUGGCAUACCUGGUUUGACCGAGAUCUGGGGGUUGCUGGACGUGUCAUGGUACGCGCGGCGGAUGGAAGCAUUCAGCAGAAACUGGUCAAGGUUGACCGACCAAUCCUUCGCAUCCCCACUUUGGCUAUUCAUCUGGAACGCAAGGAGUCAUUUGACUUCAACAAGGAAACCCAGCUUUUCCCUAUUGCCGGCCUUGUCGAGGCUGAAUUGAACAAGACUAAAGAUCAGAAUGCUGAGUCGACCACGACGACCCCGUUGAAACCAUUGACGGAUCGUCAUCACCCUUUCAUUGUCGAACUAAUUGCAUCCGAACUCGAGGCCCAGCCAGCUGAUAUCCUCGACUUUGAGCUGAUCCUCUUCGACACGCAAAAGUCAUGUCUCGGCGGAAUCUCGGAGGAGUUCAUUUUCUCUCCGCGUCUGGACAACCUCAACAUGUCCUUCUGCGCUGUGCAGGGACUGAUUGAAUCCGUCCGCUCGCCCAAAGCUCUAGACAACGAAAGCGCCAUCCGACUAAUUGCGCUAUUCGACCAUGAGGAAAUCGGAAGCAAGAGUGCACAUGGCGCAGACUCCGAUGCUCUGCCGGCUGUGCUUCGGCGUCUUUCCGUGCUACCGGCCAAAUCAGACGGUGAGAGCAACUCAUCAAUUGACCUCGCUACCGCCUACGAGCAAAGCCUUACAACCUCUUUCCUCGUGUCCGCCGACAUGGCACACAGCAUCAACCCCAACUACAGCGCCAAGUACGAAUCAGACCACAAACCACAUAUCAACAAGGGCCCCGUUAUCAAAAUCAACGCCAACCAGCGCUACGCCACCAACUCACCCGGCAUCGUCCUGCUGCAGGAAGUCGCGCAAAAGGCGGCCGAGGAUGGUGGCGAUGUCGUGCCUCUGCAGUUGUUUGUGGUUCGCAACGAUUCGUCCUGCGGUAGCACGAUUGGACCCAUGUUGUCGGCCAACUUGGGCGCGAGAACACUUGACCUGGGAAACCCGCAGUUGAGUAUGCAUAGUAUUCGCGAGACGGGUGGCACGGAGGAUGUGGGACAUGCUGUGCGGCUGUUUGCGAGCUUCUUUGAGCACUAUUCUACGCUGUCGCCUAGCAUUCUUGUCGAUUAG